AUGCAGUUGACUUCAUAUGGCCUCACUUUAUCGCAACAAUGGAAGACUUUUCUUGUACCGGUCCUGCUGGUUUACAUCUUGCUUGUUCAUCUCCUCCGAGAUCGAAGGGCCAAAAGUCUAGAGAGGAGGUUCAGUCCUGCCGGCAGGGCAUCCUUCUGCCGCAUGACUACAGAUGAUGCUCAGGCGAUAUUGAAGGACUUAACUGAGUUGGAAUUCCCUAAGUUCUUCGGAUUCUCCAUCAUCUUUGCGCUUUUCAAGACAUACGGAAUACCAAGCGUGUCCUCCCUUCUCGUUGCUACUGGGCAGCUUGUAGAUGUCGAAACGGCAUCCAAACGAAUAGCAGACACCGGAGUCCUGCUGUUAGAGUUCGCACUCAACGAGCCAACAUCCGAGAGAGCCACCCAAGCAAUAGCUCGCAUGAACUACUUGCAUGCAGGUUAUCAAAAGGCUGGAAAGAUCACGAACGAUGAUAUGCUGUACACCUUAAGCUUGUUCGCUUUAGAGCCGGCGAGAUGGGUUAGAAAGUACGAGUGGCGAAAGUUGACGGAGCUAGAACUUUGUGCUUGCGGAACCUACUGGAAGAGCAUGGGCGAUGCUAUGGAUAUAUCAUACUCGAUCCUGCCUUCGUCAAUACCUGGGUGGAAGGACGGACUACAAUGGUUGGACGAGGUGGAAGCAUGGAGCUUAAGAUAUGAGGAGGCAUACAUGGUCCCUGCUGUUACUAAUAAACAGCUAGCUGACUCUCAUUUGGAGAUUAUUUGCAUGAAUGUUCCAGCUAGAUUGCUAAACCCUUGCAAGAAAUUGAUCUCUGUAAUCCUAGGGGAAAGACUACGGACGGCCAUGAUGUAUCCUGAGUCCCCUCAGGUGUAUCACACCAUAAUUAAUGGCGUACUGGGAGUCCGAAAGCUACUGCUCCGUUAUCUCGCCCUUCCUCGCCCUGAAAUGAUGAGGAAGCACUACAUUCCCUCGGGACCAGAUCAAUCCACUGGACGUUACAAUGCUGUCGAGUAUUUAUCCUAUCCGUGGUAUGUUGAGCCAACUUUCUCAACGCGCUGGGGCCCAAGGUCCUGGAUUACUCGCCUUGUGGGUCGCAAAUUACCAGGCGAUGAUGGAAACAAAUAUCUUCCUGAGGGUUGGACUCAUACUGAGAUCGGGCCGAAAGCUUUGAGGGGCAAAGGUAUCGAAUACAUGGAAGAGGAUCGCAAACGACUAAAUUCCCGAAAACGAGGUGGCUGCCCAUUUGCGUUGGGCUAA
Letharia columbiana is the source of this 1254-nucleotide messenger RNA. RefSeq lists its product as uncharacterized. Bases 1 to 1254 code for a protein of 417 amino acids. The record is from RefSeq and is a predicted model, not a curated record. Gene Ontology annotation, molecular function: oxidoreductase activity. The transcript is spliced from 3 exons. Lineage: Eukaryota; Fungi; Ascomycota; Lecanoromycetes; Lecanorales; Parmeliaceae.